Molecule: messenger RNA, 2329 nt
Organism: Rhipicephalus microplus (southern cattle tick)
Lineage: Eukaryota; Metazoa; Arthropoda; Arachnida; Ixodida; Ixodidae
Product: beta-1,3-galactosyltransferase 5
Biological process (GO): protein O-linked glycosylation
Cellular component (GO): Golgi membrane
Molecular function (GO): hexosyltransferase activity
Source: RefSeq, a predicted model, not a curated record
UCGACGUCCGUCGAGCCUCGCCAGAUCAUUGGUGAGACGUCGUGACCUGGUAACGCCACACCAGAUAAAUCGAGACUCGAGGUACGAUAUUGGCGCUGCGACUGUUUUCUGCAACACAGUGAAAAUCUUGUCAUCGACUGCUCUGCCUAAGCAUUCGCCCACCACGCCGAAGUAUAUCAUCGAGAAUAAAUCCUCCAGGACGAUGAGUGUCUUCGCCAGCGAUUAACAGGAAGCCGCCACGUCUAGCGCCGAUCCCAUUCGUGAGUUCAUCGCCAGAAGCGGACGGAUUUGUGACUGAAUUAUGAACCUCUGGCUGACCGUAGGCUGCACUUUUCUUCUUUUUUUUUGCUCACCCACUGCACCAGCCUGUGACCUGUUUGUUGGCUGGAAAGUAAGUGUGCAAUGCCCUUGACGCGGACUUUCUGUGCCACACCAAGACGAACAAUAUACUUGCCUUCAGAGGCUUCUUGAGCACGGCCGACUACCUCGUGCUGAAAGGAAUUGAUUGGCCUCUCCUCUCUGGUGCAACGACGAAUUGGUGCGCGAUAAACUCAAUUCAUUCACAAACCGCUUCGUUGUGAGUAUUGGCUUUGCUCUUGCCGCUGGUAAUUUUUUUUUGCAUUAGCUGAAGCUGUAUUUCAUUUACCACAGUAAUUUGACCUCAGAGGACACCGAACAAGCUCUCUCACAAUGAAGACGCUUUCCGACAGAGUGCUACCCUCCUAAGUGAUCGUAAAGGCGACGUGCACAGGUCGCUCACUGUUUACGCGUUUUCGCCCAACCGCGACUAGUGCUACUCAUAUUGAAGAUAACUCGGCCAAUAAUUGAUCAUAAUACGAAAGCACGUUAUGGCUUCCCACGUUUGCGCUCUCAGUGAAUACAGAAGACUGAAACGAUCCAAGAUAUGCUGUCGAAUAUUAGUCUACACCACCAUCGCUUCUGUAGCAUUUUUUGCGUUCCUCUCCAGGACUUGCCGUGACGCCUCUACUGCUUAUUUCCAGGAGCCUAAGACCACCGAACUUUCUUAUGUAUGGAUCGCGUCAACACCCAAGCCCGCUUUUGGUGAGCUCUCGAAUAACGGUAAUACUUCAGCAGCAGAGCCAACUCAUGCUCAGUCUUCUGAUAGUUUGAAGAUUUCAAAAUCUGAGCCCACUCUGGUGGAGCUUUCUGACACGUUGAAGACUUCAGCUACACGACCCUCUUCCGUCGGGCCCCAUACUGAAGGAAAAGCAAAGUCGCGCCAGACAUCAAUACAUCGACCACCAACAAGAUAACAUCUGCUGCUCCAGUACCCAUAGUGAAUACUAGCACAUCCGCGUUCAUGGAUGCCGGAAAGUUGACUAAAGUACCCGGCUGGAAAUUGAAAAAGACCUGCAGUUUUCCACUUCGGGUGCUCUACUUUGUUCACACCGCUCCCGCACAUUUCUACAGGCGUCGGGUAUUGCGCGAUACCAUAGGUGACCCCGGUGUCGCCGCGUUCGUGAACUCCACCAUCGCCUUCUUCAUCGGCAAAACCUCGAACACAGAUGUCAGCGAGGAAGUGCGUGCGGAGGCCGAGUGCGAAGGUGACCUGGUGCUGCUAGACCACGUGGACACCUACCGGAACCUGACCUUGAAGUUCAUCGGGGCAACAAAGUGGCUCGCCGAUAACCGCUGCCUCAGCUCAUCGACAGAUGUCGUUGUCAAACUAGACGAUGACGUCAUUGUCAACGUGUUUUUUCUGGCGUAUUACGUUGAACAACACAUGAACGCAGCUGAGACUCGCAACUGGAGAACGAUUCACUGCGCAACCAUGCCGUACCUGAAGCCUAUCCGUAAUAAUGAUUCCAAGUGGUUCGUUACGAAGGAAGAGUACGCCAACGACACGUAUCCUCCUUACUGCUGUGGUGCCGCCUACCUCAUGAAGGCUUCAGUACUGGCUCUGUUGGGUGAGGCAACCGGCAGUGUCCCUUCUUUUGGGUGGAUGACGUCUACUCCACGGGACUGCUGAGAAAUGCGACCAACGUGUCCCUGGUGAACAUCAGACGCAUGUACCACGUCAGCCCACCUGCUAAAACGACGAUCAUAAAAAGGAAGACUUUGUUCUUUCACUGGGGUCAGAGACGUGCGCUUUUCAGGAGAGUGUACCAGUUGUGGGUUAGUGUGCUAAUUAUGGCAAAACUGAACUACGUGACCGUGGAUAGUCGCGAUGCAUUGGCGAUUCGUGACAUUGUCGGUGAUGAAGGAAAAGGGCAAGGUGUGAAAAGUUAGGAAGGCCACCCAAAACAUUGUCCAGUUUGCUACCCCAUAGAGUGGAUGUAAGAUAUUUGGGAACAUGAAGAAAAGAGAG